ACCGACUUCUUUUCUGCCGGCCUUUUCACGACCAGCCCAGGAAAAAAUACCAGACCGCAACAAACAGCCACCUUUCGUCGCACAACGCAGCCUCUGCAUUCGGGCUUCCAUCGAGGCUCCCGCCAGGUGUGCGGGCGUGAUUGUCUCCAAGGGCGGUGCUGGUACCGCAUCCGCCAAUUGCAGCAGUGCCGCGGGGGUGCCAGUGCUGCACUCCUGUCCAGGCGCAUCACUGCGGGGGCUGGCUGUUGGGCGGGAGUUGGCUCGUACUAGACCCGGAGCGAGCUCGACGUUGCUUAGCCGCAUUGGCUGGUACCUACCUACCUACCUGACUCCCUGGUAGGUAUCUAGGCGUCUCUAGGUACUGCCCUGGUAUUUGUCGUGCCGCGCCGCCUCCCCUUUCCACCCAUCGCCGCCCCUUCAUGUUCCCGCCUGCCGCCCUGACCAGGUGACGGUGAAUCGGGACCUCCAAGCCAACGGCAACUGCCCGCCGCCGACGCGGGCACCGCCACCAUGGGCCGUAAACCGAACGCCCUGAUUCUCCAGUUCUUCGAGCGCGGCCCCAAGCUGGCCGACAACAGCAACCGCUAUCCCCACACGUGCAAGUCCUGCGGCGAGAACUUCCCUAAGGGCCGCAUCGACAGCCUCACUACCCACCUGACCAGGAAGUGCCCCGCAAUCUCCGAGAGCGACCGCGUCAGGGCCUGCCUCACCAUCCAUGGCUUCACCAAGGCCGCCGCCGAGCAGGGCACCAAGCCCGUUCCCGUCCACUCGACUCCCGCCCGUCCGCCCGCCGACGCGCCGCCCCCUGACCACGACCUGACCCAGCGAGACUGGACCGCGCUUGAGACGCUCGCCGAGGUGUCGCGCCAGAUCGAUCUGAGCGAGAAGCAUGACGACCGAGGCAUCCCCGCCGGCGUCCUCACCACAGCAGAUAUCGGCGCCGAAGUCGCCGACCGCUUCGACGCCCAAGACCACUUCGUGGCGGUUGACCCCGGAGCCGUGGGUUUCAAGGAGGAGGCUGGUGCUGUACCACUCCAAGAGCACGUCGCACAGGGCGAAGACGCUGCAACUGGGUCGCCUCCAGUUGAUGUGGACAGGGAAGAGUUGACUGCCGAGCAGCAGAUUCACGCGCUUCUCCAGUCCUCGGAGCCUGCCUCUCAUUCUACAGCCCUCAGCGUAGCUGCAGCAGCAACCGCAAGGCUGAAUCCGCAACUCUUAGACCCGCAGCUCCGCGAAACCAACGCGCUCGCUAUUCUACAGUCCACUGAGGUCCCUCAGGGGGACAUUGUGAUGGAGGACGGUACGGACGUGACCCAGCAACAGCCAUGGGGCGAACUCACACAGUCUGACGCGCUCGCAAUCUCCAUGCGCGCCUCGCAAGCAGCCGACUCUCUCCUGGGUCCCCAGAUGAUGGUCAAGGGUGGCUUCCGCUUGUCGAGCCCCAACAGCGGCAAAGCCCGACACUCUCGCUCGCGCUUCGACGCCCACCGGCGUAAAGAGGUGCAGGAGGUGCGCAAGAUUGGAGCUUGUAUACGAUGCAGGAUUCUGCGGAAGACAUGCUCGAGAGGGCACCCCUGCGACACCUGUAGGAAGGUUUUGUCCCCCCGCAUCUGGAAGUCAGGCUGCGUCAGGACCAAGUUCUCAGAGCAGCUGGAUUUAUACUCGGCCGGCGUGCAGAUCGUGCUCAACCAGCACCGCUUAAACGAUCUGAAGGCUCACGUUGAUUUCGCCGACCAGGGGACUGUUCUUGAGCUCUCAAUCUUCCCCGAGAGCAACUUCAAUUUCACAGUCCACGCCCUGCAGAGCACGGGCCCCAAGGAAUGCCUGACGGACGAAUCUGGCGCCCCGUCGACACCCUGGGCUAAACAAGACCUUCUCAUGAUCGACUCGGACAAGGAAGACGUGCAGGCCAAGGUGGAACUGUAUAUGCGGAAGGUCCUGCACGAGUUUGUGGAACGAGAAAAGUCAAAGUUCGCUCGCAUCACCCUAAAUACCGCCCUCAGCCUCAGCCACAAGACGCAGGACGAGCUCCUCAAAAAGGCCAUAGAGCUGUGGGGGCUGGUUGAGAUUCUCGACCGUGAACGACAGUGGCACAUCCUGGCUCGGUACGGCGGCCCCGAGGGCAAGACGCGCUGGAUCAGAGACAACACAGACCAGGAUUGCUUCACAACCGUCUGCCUCCAGCUGACGGCCGCGGCCGAAAGGAAGGCAGCCCAGACCAGCAAGCAGCUCCUGACGGGCAUGCAGCGAGUGCUUCAGGAUAGCAAGACCAAGAUUGACCACAACAUGUUUUUCACAACCCUCAUCCUACUCAACUGUAUCGAAAAGACAACGUGGGCGUUCAAGGCGUGGGAGCAGGACACUCUGCAGCCUAUGUGGCCGCUCGAGAAGGCCCCAGUGAGCUUUACCCAGCAAGGAUAUAUACUUGCAGACCUCCUCAAAAUGCUCCUCGGCAUCAGGAAAGUGCUGCCUCGAACCUUCUGCAGGGAGCCAGGCGGGAUGCUUGCCACACAGGAGCCUGCAUUGCACGAGUAUUUUCACGAUCUUGAUCUCAAAUAUGCCGAAGUCCAAGCAAAGCAAGAAAAUCCAAUCUUCUCCCCAACCGACUCUCGAUCGCUCGAACUUUUGUUCUGCUCAACGCUGCUGCUCUCCAAUGGGGAGUGACGCAGCUCAGCAGAGUGCUCUCCCCGUAACUGGUGGCACCCUGUACACGCUGUCUCUCCUCCCUGCUACCCUCUCCUUCCUGUCUCCCACGAUCUUACGAGUCAAAUGGCCUUCCUACCACAACACUUGCGAAUACCCUAUAUCUGCCUGACCGCUACGGGUAUCCUAGUAUAUUGCUACAAGGGGAACAAGCCGGGCUGUCAAAUAUUAUUCUUAUGAGACGCCUCUUUUCUGCGAGGCGGGAGCCUUGUGGCUUUAUUGGGCAUCGGAUACUGGACUGUUUAUAAUUAAUUGGCACCUGAACCUGUGUGGCGUUUUCCUUGCUGACACUAACCACGCAUUGGGUGUUUUUCUUUUCUCUUCUGGCGGCGGUCGAGCCUUGCUAUGUGUCGGAUUCACGUAUCGGGAUGAAUGAAUGAUGGACAAACACGAGACCUAGAAAGACCAUAAUACCCACGGCGUUGUGAUUCCCUAGAUUGUCUAUCAUGGCC
Molecule: messenger RNA, 3155 nt
Organism: Gaeumannomyces tritici R3-111a-1
Lineage: Eukaryota; Fungi; Ascomycota; Sordariomycetes; Magnaporthales; Magnaporthaceae
Exons: 2
Coding region: 511-2664 (717 amino acids)
Biological process (GO): regulation of DNA-templated transcription
Molecular function (GO): zinc ion binding; DNA-binding transcription factor activity, RNA polymerase II-specific
Source: RefSeq, a predicted model, not a curated record